Messenger RNA from Glycine soja, 2607 nucleotides. Its product is annotated as cysteine-rich receptor-like protein kinase 19. NCBI's taxonomy places the organism in Eukaryota, Viridiplantae, Streptophyta, Magnoliopsida, Fabales, Fabaceae. Gene Ontology annotation, molecular function: chitin binding; protein kinase activity; ATP binding. The record is from RefSeq and is a predicted model, not a curated record. Gene Ontology annotation, biological process: protein phosphorylation; carbohydrate metabolic process. The transcript has 7 exons. The coding region runs from base 225 to 2516 and encodes 763 amino acids.
UUGUCACUAGUAAUAAAAACACACCUGUGCCUUAUAGACGUUUACUAUUAGCAUGUUGUUUGCUUCUCCGUUUGUACAAAACCGAUUCACAUAAAUCCGAAGCAAUUACACAUAGCUUCUGCGUAUUUUAAAUAUCAGACGUGGUGAGAGAAGGUUGAAAACUAGACGACUAGUAAUUGUUUGUCCAUCUCUAAUAUAAUCGCUACACUGUAUAACUUCCUCUCAUGGUCUCCAGAAUUACAAUUGCCCUUGUUCUUUUUGAAUUUCUUCUCUGCCAAGAGUUUGAACCUUUAAAAGCACAAACAUGGCUACAAGCUGGUUAUUGGUAUUCUGGGAGUGGAUUUCCUGUUUCAGACAUCAACUCUGCUCUUUAUACUCACCUGAUAUGUGCUUUUGCUGAAUUGAACUCUUCCACAUAUGAGCUCUAUGUCUCCCCAGAAGAUGAGCAAUCAUUCUCUUCAUUCACAACUACUGUCAAACAAAAGAAUCCAUCCAUCACUACACUGCUGUCAAUUGCAGGUGGAAAUGGUAACGACACUGUCUUAUCAUUAAUGGUAAGCAAAGACUCUUCAAGGAAAUAUUUCAUUCAGUCUUCAAUAAGAAUAGCCAGGCUUUAUGGUUUUCAAGGCCUGGACCUGUCAUGGGUUCCUGAAACAAUUUCUGACAUGAACAACAUGGGAAGGCUUUUUGAGGAGUGGAGGGCAGCUGCAAAAUCUGAGGCAGCAAACGAUAGCACUCAAGUGUUGAUCUUAACGGCAGCUGUUCAUUUUAGACCAGGUUUGGAUUCCGCUUCUUACCCAGUGGAGUCUAUUCAAAAUAACUUGAAUUGGGUACAUAUUUUGACUUACGACUACCACAUGCCUCAGUUGGCAAAUUUCACUGCUGCCCAUGCAGCCUUAUAUGAUCCUUCAAGUUCUGUAAACACAGACAAUGGUAUCAAGGAAUGGAUUGGUAGUGGAGUAACGGCUAGCAAGUUGGUUUUGGGGUUGCCUUUCUAUGGAUAUGCCUGGAAUCUUAGGAACCCAGAGGAUAAUGCAAUAGGUGCAUCAGCAACAGGUCCAGCAAUUGGAAAAAGUGGAGCUAUGAACUAUAAGGACAUCAAGGCUUAUAUUCAACGAUAUGGAGGCCAUGUCAAGUACAAUGCUACUUAUGUAGUUAAUUACUUCUCCAAUGGAUCGACUUGGAUAGGUUAUGAUGAUGUUGAGGUUGUCAAAAUGAAGGUUUCUUAUGCAAGGGAAAAUAAGUUACUUGGCUAUGCUGUGUGGCAAGUUCCUUAUGAUGACAAUUGGGUUCUUUCUAGUGCUGCAGCUGAACAUGUUGACCAAAAUGGACGCAAUAGUUGGCGAUUAUUAGUGAUCAUUUUGAUCAUAACUGCUAUGUCUGUUAUCCUAUUAGGCAUCUUAAUUUACUACUUAAGGAGGAGAUUUCCCAAAUCAACAGCAGCAGUAAUUUUAAGUACUUUGAACAAUGUGAAUAAAGACGCUUCAAGACUUUUCCACAGCAACGCACCUGAUUUACAAGUAUUCAGCUUUUCUGAUAUUGAGCAGGCCACGGAUAGAUUCUCAAUUGAAAAUAAAGUUGGCCAGGGGGGCUAUGGUCCUGUUUACAAGGGCAUCCUAUCAAACCGUCAAGAAGUAGCUGUGAAAAAACUAUCAAAAGCCUCUACACAAGGAUUUGAAGAAUUCAAAAAUGAGGUGAUGCUAACUGCACGACUCCAGCAUGUGAAUCUUGUUCGGCUUUUGGGUUUCUACAUUGAUGGAGAACAACAAAUGUUAGUCUACGAGUACAUGCCAAACAAAAGCCUGGAUUCCUAUCUAUUUGAUCCUAUUAGACGGUACCUUCUGGAUUGGAGAAAACGCAUAUACAUCAUUGAGGGAAUUACUCAAGGGCUUCUUUAUCUACAAGAAUAUUCUAGAUUGACAAUAAUCCAUAGAGACAUAAAAGCUAGCAAUAUUUUGUUAGACAAUGAGAUGAAACCAAAAAUCUCCGACUUUGGUAUGGCAAGAAUAUUUAGAAAAGACGAACUUGAAGCAAACACUAGUAAAAUUGUUGGAACAUAUGGUUAUGUUUCUCCUGAAUAUGCUAUGAAAGGUUUAUACUCAACCAAAUCCGAUGUGUACAGCUUUGGAGUUCUACUUCUACAAAUUGUAAGUGGCAGGAGGACAGCAUGCUUUUAUGGUGAACAUGAAAAUUUAAACCUCAUGGAGUAUGCUUAUGAGCUAUGGAAAGAAGGAAAAGGCAUGGAAUUUGCUGAUCCUUCACUGGAUGACUCACAUUCGACGUGUAAAUUAUUGAGGUGCAUGCAAAUAGCUUUACUAUGUGUGCAGGAAGAUGCAAAUGAUAGGCCGACUGUGAAGGAAAUUUCUUCAAUGUUGAAAAGUGACACUAUUCUGAUAAUUCCCCAAAAGCCAGCGUUUUCCAUAAACAGAGAUGAGAAGAAACCCAAUAAAUUUAUUAUGCAUGAAGAAAAAUGUUCAAUUAAUGAUGCAACAAUAUCACAAGUUGUAGCUCGAUAGUAUUGUAAAAUUUGUUUAGGACAAAAGACAAAUAAUUCUCCUUCCUUUUACCCUUGAAAAAGUAAUUUCAUCUUCAGUUCAGUUUAAUAUU